This is a messenger RNA of Grosmannia clavigera kw1407, 2979 nucleotides long. Its product is annotated as spindle pole body component. The record is from RefSeq and is a predicted model, not a curated record. The coding region runs from base 1 to 2979 and encodes 992 amino acids. Lineage: Eukaryota; Fungi; Ascomycota; Sordariomycetes; Ophiostomatales; Ophiostomataceae. Gene Ontology annotation, molecular function: gamma-tubulin binding; microtubule minus-end binding. Gene Ontology annotation, biological process: spindle assembly; microtubule nucleation; mitotic cell cycle. Gene Ontology annotation, cellular component: spindle pole; centrosome; gamma-tubulin small complex. The transcript has 2 exons.
AUGUCGUCGACGGCCGGCAGGGCGCAAUACAACAGCAGUCAUGCAAACAGCAACGCCAGCGGAGGCGAGCAGCGGCCAGAGGGCACGCGAUCGCGGAUGAGCCAAGCCCAGAGCAGCGUGCACAGCAGCUUUCGAAGCGGCGAGCGUCCGGAUGGCAAGUACCGAGAGGCACCGCCCCAGGUCAGCUACGCAAGCACGGCGCACAAGCGGACGGCCUCUGGCAAUCCACGGACGGCCGGCCGGCCGCCAGCAGGAGGGGGUGGAGGAGCUCGAGCGGGCACGCCUUCGGGGGCACCCGAACACGGUGGAGAAAGACGGACAGAAAGGACGGUGAUCACGACGAGGGACAUGCUAGUGUCGCGAGCGCGAAGUUCGGAGCGACGGGGGUCAGCGGCCGGGGCGACCAAAGAGAGCAGGGCAGCCGCAGCAGCAGCAGCAGCAGCAGCCACGGCAGCCCUUCACAAGACACUCGAUGGACGAGGACGAGAGGCGACAUCGGCAGCGAUGGCAGCAGCAGCAGCAGCAGCUCCGGCAGCAGAGGCAGCGGUGCCGUGGAACCCUGAAGCGAUGCUGCUGCCGCACACGUCAGCACCGCUAGCGUCGCGCAUAUCAGUACCACCGCUGGCAGCUCAGAUGCCAGCCAGCCUGCAACCGAGACCACUGAGCAGCAUGACGCUGGAGCAGCAGGAAGCGGCAAUGCUGGAUGAUUUGCUGGGGGUGUUUAUGGGGUGCGAGGGCCAGUACAUCCGGUUUGGCACGGGCUACGACCCGCAUGAGGAGCGAGACCGGUUGUCGGGGCCACCGUGGCGGAUUUUGGGGGGGCUGGACCCGAGCCUGCAGGACCUGACGGUGGUGAUGCUGCGGUCGGCGACGCACUACGUGGCGUUGGAGGCGUUUGUGGACGUGCAGAGCCGGGAGGGGUUCGGGCUGGUGAACCACGCGCUGUGCGCAGCAGUGCGGCGAUUUCUGCAGGACUACGUGGUGCUGAUCGCGCAGCUGGAGACACAGUUCCUGACGGACACGGGUUUCACGCUGCAUGUGCUGAACAUGCACAUGCUGCCGACGAGCCAGAUGAUGCUGCAGCUGUACGCUCUGGCGCACGAGCUGCUGAAGAAGAACGCGCUGCUGGACGACGACGACGAGUCGGAGGUAUCGAGUGACGACGGGGCAGACGACUAUGACAAGAUCAUCAACCAGCUGCGCGAUGGCGGCGAGCUGGUGCCGGGCAACGCGACGACCAAGAAGAUCUGCAAGGGCGGGGCGGUUUUGGAGACGAUCACGCGGCGGCUGGAGGCGAUGUCGGGCGACCCGGCAGCACGCGCGCUGCUGACGGCCCUGCUACGUGAAGCCAGCCGGCCGUACAUGGUGAUGCUCAACGAGUGGCUGCACCACGGCGGGAUCAGCGACCCGCACGGCGAGUUCCUGGUCAAGGAGCAGAAGAGCAUCCGGCGUGAGGUGCUCAAAAACGACUACACGGACGAAUACUGGGACCGACGAUACACGCUGCGCGACAAGGACGUGCCAUCGCAGCUGGCGGGAGCGAUCAAGGAUAAGGUGCUGCUGGCGGGCAAGUACCUCAAUGUGGUGCGCGAGUGUGGCGGCGUGGACACGAGCAAGCAGGUGAUGGACGUGCCGACGUCUUUUGACGACAGCCGCUUCCUGGACAACAUCAACACGGCAUACGGCCACGCGAACGGAUCGCUACUGCAGCUGCUGCUGACGACACACGCGUUGCCGGCACGACUGCGCUCGCUCAAGCACUACUUCUUUCUCGACCCUGCCGACUACUUUAGCUAUUUUCUCGAGCUCGGCCACAACGAGCUGCGCAAGCGGAGCAUCCGGGCAGUCAACACGGGCAAGCUGCAGUCGCUGCUGGACCUGGUGCUACGGCAGCCCGGCAGUGCCGUCUCGCUGGACCCGUUCAAGGAGGACGUCAAGGUCGAGAUGAACGAGACGACGCUGGUGCAGGCGCUGCAGCGCGUCGUCAACAUCACCGGCAUUGACCAGGGCGAGGUGCUGCAGCUGUCGAUGUUGGCGGCCGGCGGGAGCGGGAGCAUGGACGCGAGCGGCAGCGGUGGUGGUGGUGGCAGCAGCAGCAGUUCCGGCGAAGCCGAUGGUUACGCGUCGCUGCAGCUCGACUAUGCCGUGCCGUUUCCGGUCUCGCUCGUGAUCAGCCGCAAGACCAUUUGGCGGUACCAGGCGCUCUUCCGGUUCCUGCUGUCACUGCACCAUCUCGGGUCGCAACUGACGACGACGUGGCAGGCCCAGAUGGGCGAGCUCGCCUGGUUCCACCGGUCCUCGUCACGCGAUGUGGCCGCAUGGAAGCGCCGAUUGUGGACGCUGCGGGCGCGCAUGCUCGUGUUUGUGCAGCAGCUGCUGGCCUUUUGCACAGCCGAGGUGAUCGAGCCGAACUGGCAGGCCCUCAUGUCGCGGCUCGGCGGCGGUGACGGUCAGCCGGCCGCGCUGCCUGGCCGCACGGUCGAUGAACUGAUGCAGGACCACGUCGACUUUCUCGACACCUGUUUGAAGGAGUGCAUGCUGACUAAUAGCAAGCUGCUGAAGAUCCACGCAAAACUGAUGCAGACCUGUUUCUCGUUUGUCAACUUUGCCAGCUACCUGACCCGCAACAUGGACAAGAUCGACCGCGACCUUGCCGGUCCUGCUCAACCCAAAGACGCCACACCGGCCCAGUGGGCAGCCUUCCAGCAGAUGCAGGCCCAGCGACAGCCCGACACAGCAGCGGGUGCGUCGACGGCCACCAGCGCCAGCGCCGCGGCAGACGAGGAGACGCGCAGCCUGGUGGAGCGGCUGGCCAAAUACGAGCACCACUUUGGACGCAACCUGCAGGUACUGCUAGACGCGCUUAAUCACUACGCGGCGACGGAGACAGUGGUGCUGCUGAGCCUCUGCGCGCGGCUCAGCACGGCCAAUCAGGGGUCGGAGUACUCGGGGCUGCGGCACGAGGAGGAGCUGCUAUGA